This is a messenger RNA of Nerophis lumbriciformis (worm pipefish), 2649 nucleotides long. NCBI's taxonomy places the organism in Eukaryota, Metazoa, Chordata, Actinopteri, Syngnathiformes, Syngnathidae. The record is from RefSeq and is a predicted model, not a curated record.
AUGAGGGCCGCCAUGUUCGCGGUGUGGGGGACUUUGUUCGUCAUUUUUCAGGCUUUGGCUGUAGUUUCUGCUGAAGAGCAGUCAUGUGUACCUGGAUUUCAGUCAGAUGUGAAGGUUUUCAAAGUUGGCAGAAUGAGACUUGGAAAAGGCACAGUUCUGGGCAAAGUCAUGUUCACUGAUUGUUCAGCACGCACGAGAUUUCCUUUUAGUAGUGAUGAUGGACGUUUUGUGGUUCAGACUGACGGUGUCGUGAAGGUGAACAGGCCAGUUUUUCUUUGUCAUGGAUAUCCUGACUUUUUGAUUCACACCUGGGACUCUCAAGGACGCAAGAUGACCAUUCAGGUCAUUGUGCAGCACAAUGGCAACCAACAGCAGAAUGCUGAGUGUGAUUCUGAGAGUACCAGUGAUGCAGACAUCCCUGUUUUGCACUUCCCAAAGUCUAAUGGAGGAUUAAGAAGGAGAAAGAGAGACUGGGUUAUUCCAAACAUUAACGUAGAAGAGAAUCACAGAGGACCUUACCCGCUCAGAGUAUCUCAAAUUAGGUCCAAUGAAGACGAAGUAAAAAAGAUAUUUUACAGCAUCACUGGUCCUGGAGCUGAUCAGCCUCCUGUUGGCCUUUUCACCAUGGACAGAGACAAUGGCAAUCUUUAUAUCACACAACCACUCGACAGGGAAAAGCAGGCAAAGUACAUGUUUGACGCGCAUGCUGUAGCACAAGGUUCUGGAAAUGCCGAGGAGCCAAUGGAAAUUGUUGUUAAUGUAAUUGACCAGAACGACAACAAACCAGUGUUUGAGAAGGAUACCUUCUUUGGAGAAGUGGCUGAGGCCUCACCAAUUGGGUUUGAAGUUGUAAAAGCGAAUGCCACAGAUGCGGAUCAGCCAGACCAUGACAACUCUGAUCUCCGUUACACUAUUUUGAGCCAAGAUCCAAAGUUACCCGUACCAAAUCUUUUUGCCAUCAAUGAAUUUACUGGAGUAAUUCGAGUCAACGCUGGUGGCUUAGACAGAGAGAAAUAUCCUAAGUACACGUUGACAGUACAGGCAGCUGACAUGAAGGGAAAUGGGCUGACUGGAAAUGCAAAUGUAAUUCUCACUGUAACGGAUAGUAAUGACAAUGCUCCAGUGUUCACCAAGAGCUCGUAUGAAGCUUCAGUUGAGGAAAACCGAAAGGAUGUAAUUGUGCUAAAGAUGACCGUAGAAGAUGGAGAUGAUGCUCAUUCUCCAGCUUGGAAUGCAAAGUUCAGGAUUAUUAACGGUGACACCGGAAAACAUUUUUCUGUGGAAACCGGGUCCAACAAGAAUGAAGGAAUCCUCACUACUGUCAAGGGUCUCGACUAUGAGAAGAGUGGCAAGCAUAUUUUGUUGAUUACAGCAGAGAACGAAGUUCCUUUCGCCAUUCCAUUGGCCACUUCCACGGCCACUGUUACCAUAAAUGUGAUUGACGUUAACGAACCACCCAUCUUUGAUCCGGUGGAGAAACUUGUGGUCAAACCGGAAGACCUGCCAAUUGACUCUGAUGUGGUGCAGUACAUCGCUUCGGACCCGGACAUUGAACGCAAACAGAAAGUCAUGUAUAAGAUUAUUAGUGACCCAGCAGGCUGGUUGAAUGUGGAUCAAGAUACUGGCCUCAUCAGAGUGAGGAGUGCCAUGGACAGAGAAUCCAUCUUUGUCAAGAGCGAGAAAUACACAGCACUCAUUGGUGCAUAUGAUAAUGAUGAAGUCCCAGCCACUGGAACAGGCACACUGAUGAUCCAACUUCAAGAUGUUAAUGACAACGCACCCACAAUUGUGGAACGUUCAUUCACGGUGUGCAACAAAGAAUCUGCUCCUCAGUUGUUGUCAGUGAUUGACAAAGAUGGACCUGGCAAUACUGCUCCAUACAGAGUUUCUUUAGACGGCAUGUCAAAGACCAACUGGACUGCUAGAAUGAAUGAUUCCAAAACAGGCAUAAUCCUAAAUCUGGCCACGGAACUACCAAGCGGCGAGUACACUGUGGUUCUUAGAGUGGGAGACAACCAGGGGUUAGAACAGGACAGCACAGUUCAGGCCAAAGUGUGCGACUGCACCGGGGAAGACGUGGUCUGCAAAGGGCGUGUGGCGGGCGGCGCCGACCUGCCUGUUAUCCUGGGAAUUCUGGGAGGAAUCCUUUUGCUUCUCUUGCUGCUGCUGCUCCUGCUGCUGUUUGCAAGGCGCAGAAGGGGAGAAGUAAAGGAGCCUUUACUGCAGGAAGAUGACGUCAGGGACAACAUCUAUUACUAUGAUGAGGAAGGAGGUGGUGAGGAUGAUCAGGACUAUGAUCUCGGUGUACUCCACCAAGGUUUGGACAACCGUCCUGAGGUGUUCAGGAACGACGUGAAGCCGAUCUUCCUGACCGCUCCGCAGUACCGUCCUCGUCCCGCCAACCCGGAGGAAAUCGGCAACUUCAUCGACGAUAACCUGAAGGCUGCUGACAAUGACCCAACAGCGCCCCCCUACGACUCCCUGCUGGUGUUUGACUACGAGGGCGGCGGCUCAGACGCUGGUAGCUUGUCCACUCUGAACUCUGACAGUAGCGGAGACCAGGACUACGACCACCUCGGUGAAUGGGGGCCUCGAUUCAAAAAGCUGUCCGACAUGUUCGGGGGAGAGGACGAUGACGACAUGCUGUAA